This is a messenger RNA of Hydractinia symbiolongicarpus, 1544 nucleotides long. RefSeq names its product melatonin receptor type 1C-like. Gene Ontology annotation, biological process: G protein-coupled receptor signaling pathway. The record is from RefSeq and is a predicted model, not a curated record. The transcript has a single exon. Gene Ontology annotation, molecular function: G protein-coupled receptor activity. Gene Ontology annotation, cellular component: membrane. NCBI's taxonomy places the organism in Eukaryota, Metazoa, Cnidaria, Hydrozoa, Anthoathecata, Hydractiniidae. Bases 219 to 1370 code for a protein of 383 amino acids.
UUAUCUCAUGGAAACAUAAAUUUUGUAUUGUUAUUAAUUACUGUAUAAAAAAAUCAAAUUCGGUAGCUUUUGAAGGUUCGUUUCCCAUCUGCGAGGAACAGCUAUAUUUUUUAAUUAAAAUGUUUCUUCCCAUAGUAACGAAAGUGAGACAACAGCAAAGUUGCUCUUAUUCUUGUUUUGAUUGAUUUUUCAGUUCGUUUUUCUGUGGCAGAAACGAUAUGAAGUGGAAUGCAGGAAACAUACUUCAAGUACUUUUCUUAAUUUUGUUAUUUUUGGUUGGCUUACUUGGAAACUUCUCAACAUGCAUAGUCAUUAAGCGAAAUCUUCGUUUACAAAAUGUACACAACGUUUUAAUUGUCAAUCUCGUGACCAUAGAUCUUAUUGUGGUUUUGUUUUCAAUGUUUCCAGUGAUUACAGCCACCAUCUUGGAUGAGUGGCCUUUUGAUGACGUUUUUUGUCAGAUCAGUGGAUAUGUUUUAGUUAUUAUGAAUAUAGCAUCACUUUGGAAUGUCGUAGCGCUCAGUGUGUGUCGAUACUUAUUAUUCCGCAAACCGAUUAUUUACGCUUUUGUGUUCGUCCGAAAAAAUAUGAUUCUUUUAUUGCUCGGUAUAUGGUCCGCUGCUGUCGUCUCGUCGUCUGUUGUAUACGGCGUUGGUAAUUACCGUUAUUUUCCAAGGUUUCACAUCUGUUAUGCCGGAUUUCACGACGUCAAGACAAAUCUGAUUGUUUUAGGUGCCGUUGUGUUUAUACCGACGACCUUUCUAGUUGUUUUAUCAGCCAAUGUAUACACAACAAUUCAGUUGAAACGUCAAAAAUCCCGACAAACUCGACGGCCGCAGAGACGAUCGGUUUUUGAAAUAAAACGGCCUGAUUUGUCAAAUCAGAAUACUGAGAAUUGGACGGCAUAUACAUAUUUAAUCUUGGUUAUCGUUUUAUCAGUGUGUUGGGGCCCCUUGUUGAUUAUACACACAAUCAACCAAGCAAAACCGGAGUAUUUAAAUCGACACAUGUACGCUGCUGGGACAAUUUUCGGAUUUCUCCCGUUUGUUUUAAAACCUAUUAUUUUUUUGGUCAUGAAAACUGAAUUUCGAAGAGAAUUUUUAAAAAUGUACACCUGCAAACAUCAUGUUGAAUCAACAACAUUCACUAGCCGUCAGCUUCCACGAGUUAUUCAUGAAGAACAUGAAAAUACGGAUGAACCGGAUGAACAAACGGUACAACCGGAUAACCAGACUAUAAAUCGAAUGAGAAUGGUAGACAUGUCGAAGAAUCAAUUUGCAAAAUCAAGUAAAGCAGAAGUAAAAUGGAAUAUUAAAAGGAACCCGAAUGUUCCAGAAAAGGACACAAUACUUACUCCUGUUGAAAGCUAAGAAUUGAAAUGUUAAACUCUCAUGUUGUGUCAAACAUUCUCAUGUAAGGUUACGAAACGUCAUAACCUUACAUUUUGCUACUUUGUUCUGUCCAAGGAUCGUUUUGUAAAUACUUCGCUAUUAUUUUUGUUAGUCAGAAUAUCACACAGAAAUACUGAUGUGAUUAAAGUUUAA